AUGUCAUCUGACGUGUCAGAAUAUACUAUUGGGGGAGUGAAGAUUGUAUUCCCUUGCAAGGCUUACCCUUCACAACUUGCUAUGAUGAAUGCUAUUGUGAAGGGCUUAAAUAACAGGCAGCACUGUUUGUUGGAGAGCCCUACAGGAAGCGGCAAAAGCUUGGCGUUACUUUGCUCUGCAUUGUCAUGGCAGAGGUCUCUGUACGAGAAACCACUGCUUAUGUCGUCAUGUGGAAAGGAAGACAGAAAGCCAGAGGCCUCACCGCCGUGUCGCUGUAUGUGUCAUUCCCAAUCUGAGAGCAACAAGGCCGCAACAAGUGUGAAUCAUGGUGCUUCUUGUUCUUUUAGUAAUUACGAAACAGGAACUUCUAGAAAACCUGGAAGCCUGCUAACAAACACAGAAUGCAAGGAAAAUGAAACGCUAGCUUCAAGAUUGUCUGCCAAAAAAAGGUUAUCUCUGUGUGACAAUGAGAAUGAUGAUUUUCAAGUAGACAGGAAAAGGAUUCGUCCUUUAGAAACUGAGCACCAGGUUAGAAAACGUCAUUGUUUUGCAAAAGGAGCGCAGCUGGUUGAUGCUUUGGAAGUUUAUCGUCAGCGGAAAAAUGGAGAGCUGAUUGUUCACUCUGAAAAAAGUGUGAAAACCACCACGUUUUCUCCCAAAACAUCUUCUGGCCCUUGCACUGAGUGUUCCUGUUCUUCUGGAAAAGAAACUGAUAAAAAUACCAGUAAUACAAAGAAGAAAGAAAAUGGAGAUCGGUCGUUCAUUCCCAAAAUAUUUUUCGGAACACGAACACACAAGCAAAUAUCCCAGAUUACCAGAGAGUUGAAGAGAACGGCGUAUUCCAGUGUCCCUAUGACAAUUCUUUCUAGCCGGGAUUAUACCUGUAUUCAUCCAGCGGUGUUGAGUAGUGGUGGUAACAGGAAUGAAAUGUGUGUAGAAUUGCUGGAAGGAAAACAGGGCAAGUCCUGUCUUUACUACCAUGGUGUUCAUAAAGUCAGUGAACACUAUGCCCAACAAUUUGCACAUGGGAUGUAUCAGGCAUGGGACAUUGAAGAUCUAGUGUGCCUUGGAAAGAAGCUUCGUGCCUGUGCAUAUUUUGCAGCCAGAGAACUCAUGCUAGACGCAGAUAUUGUAUUUUGUCCUUAUAAUUAUCUCCUAGACCCGCAGAUACGGGAAAGCAUGGAUAUUAACCUAAAAGGCCACGUAGUCAUUUUAGAUGAAGCCCAUAAUAUCGAGGACUCUGCUCGGGAGUCGGUGAGCUACAGUGUCACAGAAAGUCAACUAAGAGCUGCUCGAGAAGAGCUGGAUUCCAUGGUCAAUAACAACAUCAGGCAGAAGGAUCAUGAGCCUCUACGGGCUGUAUGCUGCUCCUUGAUAAACUGGUUACGGGAGAGCUCUAGUCAACUAGUGGAAAGAGGGUAUGAAACUUCCUGUAAUGUUUGGAGUGGAAAAGAAAUGCUUGCCUUUUUGCACGGAAUGGGAAUAACCAGUAUUUAUUUUCCCAUUUUACAGAAACAUCUUGCUACUGUCCUGGAAAAAGAAGACAAAGUAUCAGUGCUCGGUAGAGAGGAACUUAUUGAGAUACCAGUAGUGAGCCCUGCCACGCAGAUUGUGCUGAAAGGGUUAUUCAUGGUUCUUUUAUGUCUCUUUAAAGAUAAUAGCAGGUAUGCAGAUGACUACAAAGUUGCGCUGCAGCAAACUUACACUUGGGUGAAUGAAAAUCAACAUGAUGCAUCAGAUACAACUGCCUUCUUUACACGGCCCAAGCACAAAAGGAGUUUGCGGCAGAAAACCUUAGUCCAUGUGCUUAAUUUUUGGUGCUUGAAUCCUGCUGUGGCUUUCUCAGACUUGAGUGAUGUUAGAACGAUUGUUCUGACAUCUGGUACACUCUCUCCAAUGGAUUCAUUUUCUUCAGAGCUUGGUGUGAAGUUUUCUAUUCAGUUGGAGGCAAAUCAUGUUAUUCAGAACUCACAGGUUUGGGUUGGCACCAUCGGAGCAGGCCCAAACGGUCGGAAGUUGCGUGCCACGUUCCAGCACGCAGAGACCUUUGAGUUCCAAGAUGAGGUGGGAGCGCUUCUGCUCUCAGUGUGCCAAACAGUUGGCCAAGGAAUUUUGUGCUUUUUGCCAUCCUAUAAGCUGUUGGACAAAUUAAAGGAUCGCUGGAUGCACACUGGCCUAUGGAGAAACCUGGAGCUGGUUAAGACAGUCAUUGCAGAGCCUCAAGGUGGGGCAAAGAGUGACUUUGAUGAACUGCUGAAAAUAUACUACGAUGCCAUCAAAUGUAAAGGAGAAAAAGAUGGAGCACUCCUUAUAGCUGUAUGCAGAGGAAAAGUUAGCGAAGGCUUGGAUUUCUGUGAUGAGAAUGCCCGUGCAGUUGUAACCAUAGGUAUUCCGUUUCCAAAUGUGAAAGACCUUCAGGUUGAAUUAAAGAGGAAGUAUAAUGACCAGCACAAAAAUACAAGAGGCCUUUUACCAGGGAGCCAGUGGUAUGAAAUUCAAGCUUAUAGGGCUCUGAACCAAGCCCUGGGAAGGUGUAUAAGACAUAGGAAUGACUGGGGUGCUCUUAUUUUAGUUGAUGACCGCUUCCGGAAUAACCCUAGCAAGUACAUAACUGGAUUAUCUAAAUGGAUUCGUCAACAAAUCCAACACCAUGAAAAUUUUGGGAGUGCUCUUGAAUCCUUACAUGCGUUUGCUAGAAGAAACCAGAAAGGCAUUGAAUAUUCUUCGGAGUGCAGCAGUGAAUUUCUCCAUGUACCUUCUAAUUCAAAAGACCUGUCACAAGCCUCUCAACAGGAGGCAACUAUUCAUCUGUCACCAGAUGUUCCUGCUAAAAGGGAGGAGCAAAAUUUGGUUUCAGAAAUGAAUUUUACUACAAAUAUCAGCUCAGUUAAUCCUACAGCAUCAAAUCAACCAGGUGGCCGGAAAGUUGAUGUAGAGAACAUCUCUCACUCUGUAACAAAAAGAAAAAAAAGUAUAGACUCCACACCCAAAAUGCCAGCAACUAAAAUAGAGAGAGAAGAAAAGAAUGGUUGGACUAAUUCUGAUAUUGUGAAAGAACAUUGCUGCCUUAAACCACUGACUUCAACACCUGUGCCUGUAGGCAAGAACUGUGUGUUCACAGCUAGUGGCAAACAAACGGACGUGAAUAGGGCUAGUGAACUUACUGAUAGUGUAAAUCGAUGCCAGUCAUCAUUAAUCACAGAACAUAGACCAAGUGUACCAGAAUCAUGUUUGGAAACAACUAAUUUUUCAGUUAAAAAUACUGAGGCUUCAGUUGCUGAAGAGCGUUCUGAUGAGCUGCAGCUUCAAGUUGAGCCCUGCAGUGAGUUUCCUUGAGCAGGAGGGAAAUGUGAACAUUCAAUGUUAAGUGUAUCUGCGGAAGCUGAAGAUGAGGAUGAGAGUAUCUACUUCACACCAGAACUCUAUGAUGAUGCAGAAUCAGAGGAACAGAAAGUUGGACCACCGGUUCCAGCCUGUAAUACAAAUGAGAAUCAGAUUGAAUGUGGAAACUCAAGCACAAGUGUACAUGGAAUAAUGCGAAAUGAGGAGAGUAAGGAUAGCGCAGUUAAUAAUGUAGAGAUGGCUAGUAAAAUAGAAGCAGAGCAGAUAGCAUCUCAAGAGAUGGACACCAUAAAACGGAAAAUCAGUCUUUCCAGGUCACGAAAUAAAGGUGUGUCAUCUUUUCUGUUGAACAAUACUAGCGCGUAG
Molecule: messenger RNA, 3708 nt
Organism: Mesitornis unicolor (brown roatelo)
Lineage: Eukaryota; Metazoa; Chordata; Aves; Mesitornithiformes; Mesitornithidae
Gene: BRIP1
Product: BRCA1 interacting protein C-terminal helicase 1
Exons: 19
Biological process (GO): double-strand break repair involved in meiotic recombination; nucleotide-excision repair
Cellular component (GO): nucleus
Molecular function (GO): ATP binding; DNA helicase activity; DNA binding
Source: RefSeq, a predicted model, not a curated record